This is a messenger RNA of Komagataella phaffii GS115, 984 nucleotides long. RefSeq names its product Arginase, responsible for arginine degradation. The record is from RefSeq and is a predicted model, not a curated record. Gene Ontology annotation, cellular component: cytosol; nucleus; cytoplasm. Lineage: Eukaryota; Fungi; Ascomycota; Pichiomycetes; Pichiales; Pichiaceae. Bases 1 to 984 code for a protein of 327 amino acids. Gene Ontology annotation, molecular function: arginase activity; manganese ion binding. The transcript has a single exon.
AUGGAAACUCAAGUCAAUUACAACUUUUAUCCUAACAAGGAAGUAACUAUUAUAAGUGCACCAUUCAGUGCUGGUCAACGAAAUGGUGGAGUUGAAAAAGGCCCCAAAUAUCUCUUGAAACACGGUCUCAAGGAAGAUCUGGAAGCCUUGGGAUGGAAAGUCUCAUUGGAGGAACCCUUGAAAGAUAGCGGUCUAGAUCUUCCUCCAUCGGAAAUAUCCCAGGAGAUUUUCGAAGCAGGCAACUCUAGAAUGAGAAACCCUACUAUCGUGGGUCAAGCCACCGAGAAGAUAUUUGAAACAGUGAAAUCAGUAGCUCAUAAAAAAGUCUUUCCACUGACAAUUGGAGGCGAUCAUGCAAUUGGAAUGUCUACUCUUGCUGGAUUUUUAGACGCAUAUCCCGAUGCCUGUGUCUUAUGGAUCGAUGCGCAUGCUGAUAUCAACACCCCAGACACGUCACCCUCGGGAAAUCUGCAUGGAUUUCCCGUAUCUUUUGCUAUGGGGCUUAAGAGGGACUUAUGGCACAAGCAGUUCGAUUGGUUGGACAACGCAAGGACGAAGUUGCUGGCCAACAGAAUUGCCUACAUUGGUCUGAGGGAUGUUGAUGCUGGUGAAAAGGUGAUCUUGCGUGAGCUUGGAAUUGCAGCUUACUCGAUGUACCACGUUGACAAGUACGGAAUUGCCAAAGUAGUCGAAAUGGCACUGUCAAAAAUCAAUCCUUCUGGGAAGUCGCCAGUUCACAUUUCUUACGACGUUGAUGCGCUGGAUCCUUUGUUCACCCCAGCCACCGGUACCCCUGUAAGGGGAGGAUUAACUUUCCGCGAGGGAAUGUAUAUAGUGGAAGCUGUGGCAGAGACGGGAAACCUGGCGGCUCUGGACAUAGUGGAAUGCAACCCAGACCUGGCCAUCUCAAAUGUUCAUGAGUUUGAUACCAUUGCUGCAGGCUGUGCUAUAGCCAAAAGUGCUUUAGGGGAGACCUUAGUAUAG